Megalops cyprinoides (Indo-Pacific tarpon) is the source of this 1207-nucleotide messenger RNA. Its product is annotated as vesicle transport protein SEC20-like. Gene Ontology annotation, biological process: retrograde vesicle-mediated transport, Golgi to endoplasmic reticulum. Gene Ontology annotation, cellular component: SNARE complex; endoplasmic reticulum. The transcript is spliced from 6 exons. Gene Ontology annotation, molecular function: SNAP receptor activity. Bases 4 to 696 code for a protein of 230 amino acids. Lineage: Eukaryota; Metazoa; Chordata; Actinopteri; Elopiformes; Megalopidae. The record is from RefSeq and is a predicted model, not a curated record.
GCAAUGAUGGCGACCAGUCAGGAUGUCCACGUCCGAAUUUGUGGGCAAGAAAUAAUUAAAUACGACUUGGAAAUAAAAGCUCUCAUUCAGGAUAUCAGCGAAUGUACCGGACCGCAGAACGAGCUGACGGAUUUGAACUCCAAGGUGAAGGAGAAAUUCAGUCAUCUCAGACUGAGGAUUCAGGAUUUGGAGCAAAUGGCUAAGGAGCAGGACAAGGAGUCAGACAAGCUGGCAAUACUGAGUGAGGCUGAAGGCCACCGAAAACAGAUGCUGAGCAAUCAGACUGCGUGGAGAAAGGCUAACCUUGCCUGCAAGCUCUCCAUUGAUAACCAAGAGAAGGAAGAGCUGCUUCACAGCGGAGAUACUUCAGUGAGACAUCGAAAGACGACCAAAGAGAGCCUGGUCCAGACCACCAGUGAUAUCACAGAGAGUUUGAUGAGCAUCAGCCGAAUGAUGUCACAGCAGGUACAGCAGAGUGAGGAGACCAUGAGCACACUUGCCACCUCUUCAAGAACGGUGAUGGAAACCAACGAGGAGUUUAAAGCCAUGACAGGGACCAUUCAGUUGGGGCGGAAGCUCAUCACAAAGUACAACCGGCGAGAAUUCACAGACAAACUGCUCAUCUUCCUGGCGCUAGCGCUCUUUCUGGGUACCGUACUCUACAUUCUGAAGAAAAGACUAUUCCCCUUCCUCUAGGGGGAAUUGAGCACAAGCUAUCAAACAAAAAAAAGCAUUUUGUUUGAGGUACUACUUUUUAUGGUAAAAUUAUCUUGAAUAAAUGCCUCUGAGGCAUUGAGUUUUUUUUUUUUUCCUCCAGUUUUGUGGACUUUGGUGAGGUUGUCUCGCAUGAGACGGAUCGAGGACCAGCGUGUUUGCGUCACGUGUGGACAGCUGUGAUCAUGUGACCCAGGGAGAUUCAUAUAGGAGGUUCCUCCUCUGCCAUGUGACUGAUUGUGGUUCCCAUUAUUAUGUUUUUAGAGUCAUGUAUUAGCGUUAGCGGAUACAUGAGUCGGUUGCCCACAUCCUUCUGUAGUUAUGUGAUGAGAUCACGUUUUGUAAGGCAUUGCUGUAGCACUGCCCAGAUGGAAGUGCGUGACCAAUUGUUGCCUUUUAUUUUCAGUAAUCAAGAUAUGCUAUCUUACCUUCCACUACUCCUCACUUGGUAGCCUGCUACAUUCCAUGUCAGGGUAAAGAUGCAAUAUUAUGG